AAGUUCUUCGGUACAGCUAAAGCGUUUACCAUGUUCGCUUUAAAAUCCCUUUUACUUUUGUAUAUAGUUGCCAUUGCGUUAGCUGAAAACUCUUGCAGUCAGGAUUCACUGCAGAACCAACAUUCAUUGAAUACCAAUGAUUUGCUUUUUUCCCUAUAUCUUAAGGCUUAUGGCAAAGAAUACUGCGACGACCAAGAAUACCAGAAACGUCAAAAACUUUUCGAAAACUCUUUGAAGAUAAUUAGCGAUUUAAGCGAACAACACCCGAAUACAAAAUUUGGUCUUAAUCACAUAUCUGACUGGACUGACGAAGAGCGCGAGAAUUUGUACGGUUUUCGUGGUGAUCUACUCGCAAACGAGACGAGUUGGUUAAACUCGCAGCCUUACGUGCCACAGGGUAAUGCUCCAGAAUCACUUGAUUGGCGUCAACAAGGUCUCGUCACUAAAGUCAAGGAUCAAGGGACUUGCAUGUCUUGCUACGUUUUUAGUGCUAUUGGUAACAUCGAGGGUCAACACGCUAAGAAACAUAAGAAAUUAUACUCGUUAUCCGAACAACAAGGUCUUGACUGUGAUCCAGCAAGUAUGAAAUGUAGAACUGGUGGAUUGCCAAUUCGUGUGUACCAAGCUUUGGCAAAACAAGGAGGCUCGGUAGAAGAAAGUGCUUACCCAUAUGUAGGACGUGAAGGGCGAUGUUCCACCGAUUCAAGGAAAAUUGUAGUUAAAGUUAAAGGAGGACAAAUGCUAAGAAUCGCUAAUGAAGAAGCGCUCAAGGACGCUUUGUAUAAUUACGGACCUCUUUCGAUUGGUAUGACUUUCAAAGUUCCGGCGCUUGAAAAAUACAGGGGAGGAAUCGCCGAUCCGGGUUGCAACCCACGAGUCGUUGCUGACCACGCAGUUCUCCUCGUUGGUUAUGGAAGAGAGAACAAUACACCAUUUUGGAUCAUCAAAAACUCUUGGUCUAGCAAUUGGGGAGAAGCUGGUUAUCUUCGUUUAAUUCGUGGGAAGAAUGCGUGUCAUGUAUCGGAUAUUGUUACUACCGCCACAAUCGCAUAACUCAAGGAUUCUUGUAAUGUUUCAUUCGAAUCCGUUCUCAAAAUGUGGUAUUAAAUAGUAUUUUUUCAAUCGAUUAAAUUUCGUAUCUCGUUGUCGUCACUUUGUUCAUUAUAACCGACUGCAAAAACACAUCUCUUGCUGAAGUUAUAUAAUGGAAUUCAUGAUCAUGUACAAAAAGAUACAUUUAAAUUCUGGUUUCUGUUUUGUUGCACAUGUCGUUGCACAUUCCUUCCCUCGAUUGUAAGCAGUUAGAACAUUUUCUAUUAAAAGAGUAAUAUAUGAACCUGCGUGUAGUACAGAGUAUUUUAUAAA
Molecule: messenger RNA, 1365 nt
Organism: Hyposmocoma kahamanoa
Lineage: Eukaryota; Metazoa; Arthropoda; Insecta; Lepidoptera; Cosmopterigidae
Product: zingipain-2-like
Exons: 5
Coding region: 31-1053 (340 amino acids)
Cellular component (GO): lysosome
Molecular function (GO): cysteine-type endopeptidase activity
Source: RefSeq, a predicted model, not a curated record